This is a messenger RNA of Trichomonas vaginalis G3, 645 nucleotides long. Its product is annotated as ubiquitin-like family. The record is from RefSeq and is a predicted model, not a curated record. Bases 1 to 645 code for a protein of 214 amino acids. NCBI's taxonomy places the organism in Eukaryota, Parabasalia, Trichomonadida, Trichomonadidae. The transcript has a single exon.
AUGGCUGAUAACGAACUCAUUGAGAAGUUGUUAAUACAUACCCCACAUGAAAUCAACACAGGAACAUCACAGCUUCAAAACAUUAUUAUUACAAUCACAGCAACAAAAGAAGAUACAUUUAAUCCAGGCAAAUUCGAAGUUAAAGAAAGUAUUUUCAAUGUUAAUCCAGAAAAAAAGAUUGAAGACCUUAUCAAUGAUUUCAAAAGACAACAUAAAUAUCCGAACGACAAAUAUUACCUAAUUUAUAAUAACAGACUUUUCGAAAACGGUACUCUUGCACAAGCUGGAAUUACCAACAGAAAGAAGCUUACCUUCUUCGCCCCAGCAAACGAGAAAAAACUUGCAGAAAACGAAGGUUUCAAGCUCAAAUUCUGGUCUUAUCCAGCUUUAUGCCUUGCUUUCUCAUUCUUAUUUGCUGGACUUGUUUGCAGAUUCGAUUACAGACUCCGUGGUGCUUAUGUGCUUGUAGGUUCUUUAAUUGGCGUUCCUGCAAUGGUUUGCUUCCUCAUUGGUCUUACAGAAGCUUUCUCUAAGGCUACAAAUACUUCAUUUACUGGUUCUGAAUGGUUUGGUUCAUGUUAUUACGGUGAGAACUCUUGUUGUAGUUGCUGCUGUUGCUGCUGCAAGCCUCAUGAUUCCCUGUAA